AUGUUUAUUAUUCAGAAUAUCACCGUCCUCAAUCUCCGUCCUCACGAGCCUUUUCCAACAUAUCAGUGUAUAUUUAUCAGCAACGAUAAGAUGAGCGUGGUCGGAUUUGAUAUCGGGAACGAGAGUUGUGUUGUGGCAGUUUCCAGACAAAGGGGAAUCGGUGUUGUUGUUAAUGAUGAGUCAAAGCGUGAGACUCCUGCACUUCAGGAUAUCAAGGUUUUUCCCUUUUCUGUCAAAGAAGGACCUGAUGGUUUUCCAUUCAUACAUGUACGUUAUCUUGGGGAGCAAAAGUCGUUUACACAAACACAGGUUAUGGGAAUGGCGCUUUCAAACAUGAAAAAAUUAGCAGAGAAGAAUUUGAAUGCAGAAGUUGUGGAUUGUUGCAUUGGGAUACCUAUUUACUUCAUUGAUCUUCAAAGAAGAGCUGUGAUCGAUGCAUCUACUAUAGCCGGUUUGCACCCUCUUCGUUUGAUGCAUGAAACAACAGCAACUGCUUUGGCUUAUGGAAUAUCCAAAACCGACUUACCUGAAAAUGAGCAGCUCAAUGUAGCCUUUGUUGACAUUGGACAUACCAGCAUGCAAGUAAGCAUAGCAGGGUUCAAGAAAGGUCAAAUGAAGAUAUUGGCUCAUUCCUUUGACCGAAGCCUCGGAGGGAGGGAUUUUGAUGAGGUUUUGUUCCAUCACUUUGCUGAAAAGUUCAAGAUUGAAUACAAAAUUGAUGUUUUCCAGAAUGCAAGAGCUUGCCUCAGGCUUCGUGCUGCUUGUGAGAAGCUAAAAAAGAUGCUUAGUACAAAUCCAGAGGCCCCUAUAAACAUGCAGCGCUUGAUGGAUGACAAGGAUGUUGGAGGGUUUAUAAAAAGAGAUGAAUUUGAACAAAUUAGUGCCCUGAUAUUGGAACGUGUAAAGAAGCCUUUUGAGAAUGCUCUUUUAGAGGCUCAACUCAGGGCUGAUAAUAUUUAUGCUGUGGAAGUGGUUGGUUCGGGUUCUAGGGUGCCAGCUGUCAUCAAGAUUUUGACAGAAUUCUUCGGGAAAAAGCUGACAUGUACAAUGAAUAUAAGUGAGAGUGUCGCUAAAGGUUGUGCUUUGCAAUGCGCUAUUCUUAGUCCUACGUAUAGAGCUAGAGACUUCAUGCUAUAUGCUCUGCAAGAGUUGUUCCUGUUUUCAAUUGCCAUGACAUGGCACUUUUCUUACCAAGAUUCCAUGUAUGGAAAUGUGGAGGAGCAAAAAAGCACUAUUGCUUUCCCUAAGGGAAAUCCAAUUCCAUGUGUGAAAGGCACCAGCAAAGAUCAGUAUUUACAAGAUUGGUCCCUUCAAAACAAAAAAUGA
This is a messenger RNA of Lactuca virosa, 1326 nucleotides long. The record is from the annotation of a GenBank genome assembly. Lineage: Eukaryota; Viridiplantae; Streptophyta; Magnoliopsida; Asterales; Asteraceae.